Vitis riparia (riverbank grape) is the source of this 2436-nucleotide messenger RNA. Its product is annotated as beta-galactosidase 17. Gene Ontology annotation, molecular function: beta-galactosidase activity. Gene Ontology annotation, cellular component: vacuole. Lineage: Eukaryota; Viridiplantae; Streptophyta; Magnoliopsida; Vitales; Vitaceae. The coding region runs from base 16 to 2142 and encodes 708 amino acids. The transcript is spliced from 19 exons. Gene Ontology annotation, biological process: carbohydrate metabolic process. The record is from RefSeq and is a predicted model, not a curated record.
CAACAAAUAAAUGCGAUGCAGAGGUUGAGUGGGAGACGAGCCAGCAGUCUCCGUACAGAGGCGUCAAGCUGGUCAGGGUUGUUGACAAUGGCCAGGAAGCGAAGCUCCAGGACCACCUUCUUCCUCCUGUCUCUUCUCUUCCUCGCUGCCUUCACUCUCUUCGCUCCUCUCCCUUCCCUCUCCUCUCUCUCCCCUCCCCUCCCUACUUCGUCUCCGAUCAGGGUCAUUGGUCAAAAGUUUGAGAUCAAGAACGACAAAUUUUGGAAAGAUGGUCAACCUUUCCAGAUUAUUGGUGGUGAUUUGCAUUAUUUCCGGGUUCAUCCUGAGUACUGGGAAGAUAGGCUGUUGAGAGCAAAGGCAUUGGGCUUGAAUACCAUUCAAACUUAUGUUCCUUGGAAUCUGCAUGAACCAAGACCUGGAAAACUGGUUUUUGAGGGUAUUGCAGAUAUAGUUGCAUUUCUCAAACUCUGUCAGAAGCUGGAUUUUCUUGUUAUGCUUCGACCAGGACCUUAUAUAUGUGGAGAGUGGGAUUUGGGGGGGUUUCCUGCCUGGCUGCUUGCCGUUAAUCCGCCUCUCAGAUUAAGAUCAUCGGAUCCUGCCUUCCUUCGUUUGGUUGAUAGAUGGUGGGGAAAUCUACUUCCACAGAUAGCUCCUCUUCUUUAUGACAAAGGAGGCCCUAUUAUAAUGGUUCAGAUUGAAAAUGAAUAUGGUUCAUAUGGGGAUGAUAAAGCUUAUCUUCAUCACCUGGUUGCAGUGGCCAGAAGACACCUUGGGAAUGAUCUAAUAUUGUAUACUACAGAUGGAGGUUCUAGGGAAACUCUUGCAAAAGGCACCAUUCGUGGAGAUGCUGUCUUUUCAGCUGUUGACUUCUCAACUGGUGAUGAUCCACGCCCUAUAUUUCAGUUGCAAAAGGAGUACAAUGCACCAGGAAAGUCUCCACCUCUCUGCGCGGAGUUCUAUACAGGUUGGCUUACACACUGGGGGGAGAAUAUUGCAAGUACUGGUGCUGAUUUUACAGCCGCUGCUCUUGACAAAAUUUUGUCUCUGAAGGGUUCCGCUGUGCUUUAUAUGGCACAUGGUGGGACAAACUUUGGAUUUUACAAUGGUGCCAAUACUGGUGCAGAUGAGUUGGACUACAAGCCUGACCUUACUUCCUAUGAUUAUGAUGCACCAAUUAGAGAAUCUGGUGAUGUGGACAAUGCGAAGUUCAAAGCAUUGCGAGGGGUUGUGAAGCGACACAGUGCAGCAUCUCUUCCUUCAGUUCCUUCCAACACUGAAAAGAGAGGAUAUGGACCCAUCCAGUUACAGAAAACUGAAUCUUUGUUUGAUUUAAUUGAUAAAAUAGAUCCUAUUGGUGUGGUUGAAUCUGAAAAUCCAACUUCAAUGGAGUCUGUGGGACAGAUGUUUGGAUUUUUAUUAUAUACAUCAGGAUAUGCAGCAAAGGACCAAGGAAGCAAUUUGUUCAUACCAAAUGUGCAUGAUAGAGCUCAGGUUUUUAUUUCAUGCCCUUCUGAAGAUAAUGGUGGAAGACCAACAUAUGUAGGUACAAUUGAAAGAUGGUCAAAUCAGAACCUGAGCCUUCCUGAUACUAAAUGUGCUUCCAAAAUCAACUUAUUUGUUUUAGUUGAAAACAUGGGACGUGUAAAUUAUGGGUCACACUUGUUUGACCAGAAGGGUAUUUUGUCUCCUGUUUAUCUGGAUGGGAAUGUUCUGAAGAGUUGGAAGAUUGUUGCAAUUCCUUUCCAAAACCUGAAUGAGGUGUUGGAUAUCAAGCCCAUCAAGGAGAUUGCACAUUCCAGAAUCAAUAAAACAUUGGCCCUUACGAAUAUAAAAAAUACUGAGGAGGUUUCCAUAGAACCAGCACUCUAUGCUGGCCGUUUUGUAGUUGAUGAAACAAAAGACACAUUCAUAUCAUUCAGUGGAUGGGGUAAAGGGAUCGCAUUUGUCAAUGAAUUCAACAUAGGAAGAUUUUGGCCGUCAACUGGACCACAGUGCAACCUCUAUGUCCCUGCUCCAGUGCUUAGACAUGGGGAAAACAAUCUGGUCAUCUUUGAAUUAGAAUCACCAAACUCUGAGCUUGUGGUUCACUCAGUUGAUCAUCCAGACUUCACAUGCCGUUCAAGCAGUUCUAGCUUGCUCUGAAAACAAGCGACCAGGUCUGGAAAAAGGUCGUUCCAACUUGAAUCCCCAAGGCCAAAACACAGAAAACACACUUGUAGAUCUUCCACACGCAUGUUGAAAGGCAUGCUGUCAUGCUGCAUGUCCACAGGAUAUAUAUAUAUAUAAUUGAAUAUAAAUCCAGUGCAGCCUCUACUACUGAAAGCUGCUGGGAGGCUUCCCCUCCCCUCCCUUUUUUUUUUGUAUAAGCAAUGAUGAAAUUAUAAUUCAUUAUGAUUUAUUGAACAAUAUAUUCCAGCAUUGAACAAAUUUUCUCCA